This is a messenger RNA of Meira miltonrushii, 723 nucleotides long. RefSeq lists its product as uncharacterized. NCBI's taxonomy places the organism in Eukaryota, Fungi, Basidiomycota, Exobasidiomycetes, Exobasidiales, Brachybasidiaceae. The transcript is spliced from 2 exons. Bases 91 to 615 code for a protein of 174 amino acids. The record is from RefSeq and is a predicted model, not a curated record.
UUAGAAGUCGCACACGAUGUACGCACAAGGCACGCCUGCCGUGACAUCCCUUGAGAAAGCCAUUUCACAGCUGACGGACUUUUUUUGGCAAUGUUGAACGGAUGUGAAGCCAAAGAGUGUGAGGUGGAGCAUGAGAAGGUGGGCAGAAGAAAGACAAACGUUGAUAUCAAGUAUGCCAUUUCUUCUGUUAGGACUGCUCCGCUGACUCUAUUGAUGAGUUCUGUGUGGCAUCUUGUGUUAAGUCCUGCCCUUCCUCCUUCUCCUUCUCCCUCUGCCCGUCCUCCUCCUGCCCUUCCUCCUUCUCCCUCUGCCCUUCCUCAUUCUCCCUCUGCCCUUCUUCCUUCUUCCUUCUCCCUCUGCCCUUCUUCCUUCUUCCUUCUCCUUCUGCCCUUCCUCCUUCUCCCUCUGCCCUUCCUCCUCCUGCCCUUCCCCCUCCUGCCCUUCCUCCUCCUGCCCUUCCUCCUUCUACCUCUACCCUUCCACCUUCUCAGGACUCUCAGUCUGGAUCCAUUCACCGGUUCUCUUCUUCUCCAGAGACUGCCAAUGUUUGCUUAUCACCCAAUGAUGACGGACUUCUUCGGUAACGUUGAACGGAUGUCAAGCCAAAGAGUGUGAGGUGGGAGCACGAGAAGGAGGGUAGAGGAAGGACAAUCGUUGAUGUCAAGUGUGCCAUUUCUUCUGUUGUCCCACUUGUUCGAAUGCCAUGUCAUGAUUCGAUGUUGC